AUGGACAAACGCCUCUUCCUCCGCAAUGCGCUCCGCCAGAACAAGCCAGCAGUCGGAAUGUGGCUCACGAUGCCUGGGACUGCGCUAGCUCGGACGAUCGCGACCGUUCCCGGGCUGAACUGGAUCCUGAUUGACGGCGAACAUGGGUUGGUGACGGAUCGCGACUUUUACGAGGAAUCCGCCCGUUCCGUCGUCUCCCUCUCCAAGUUUGCGCCUCAAGGGAUCCGCGGCUGUGGCAGCCCAUUCACACACCACGCGUUCGGCGUCGAUGCAGCCGAGUACGAGGCAAAGUGCAACGACGCCCUCCUGACGAUCUUGCAGAUCGAGUCGAGGGAGGGGUUGGAGAACAUUGAGGAGAUUGCCGCCGUGCCGGGAGUGGACGUCAUCUUCAUCGGCCCCUUCGACCUCGCCAAGUCAAUGGACGUCAAGUUCGGCGGCGACGAGCACCAAAAAGCGAUUUCGACCAUUCUCAAGUCUACGAAAGCGGCGAAGAAGCACGCUGCCAUCUUCUGCGCGACGGGCGACCAGGCACGAGAGCGUCUCGAGCAAGGCUUCGAUAUGGUCUCGGUGUCGACUGACACACACUCGCUCGUGCGGGACGUGUCGCUGCAGCUGGAGGCGCUGAAGAAGUAG
Molecule: messenger RNA, 633 nt
Organism: Rhodotorula toruloides NP11
Lineage: Eukaryota; Fungi; Basidiomycota; Microbotryomycetes; Sporidiobolales; Sporidiobolaceae
Product: Aldehyde-lyase domain containing protein
Exons: 4
Coding region: 1-633 (210 amino acids)
Cellular component (GO): cytoplasm
Molecular function (GO): aldehyde-lyase activity
Source: RefSeq, a predicted model, not a curated record